Messenger RNA from Dinoponera quadriceps, 1734 nucleotides. RefSeq names its product neurofilament heavy polypeptide-like. The record is from RefSeq and is a predicted model, not a curated record. The coding region runs from base 134 to 1132 and encodes 332 amino acids. Lineage: Eukaryota; Metazoa; Arthropoda; Insecta; Hymenoptera; Formicidae. The transcript has 5 exons.
UGUCGAUGUAAAGCACGAACAUUCGCGAUCGCAGUGAUAAUCCUUCCUAAAAAAUCAGAGAAAUUUAACGGGCGUUUCAACGAUUUCCAAGGCAUCAACAUCUUAACGGAGCACUGCGUAACAUACGUCUAAAAUGGAGGGACCGACGCCGACGGCUGGCGGAGACGCACCGGUGAUCGAAGUCACGAAGACCAACCGAAGUAUCGACGAUUCGUCGUCGGCGGCUGCGAUUAAACCGGCACACGUCGAGAUAACGUCGGAAAAUGUCGCCGUGGAAAUGAAUCAUCCAAUAUCGACAGGAGCGGAAGCUAACAAGCCUGCCGAAGGAGUCGCUGAUUCCGGCACGAAGACUACCGAUACGAACGCGGAGGAUCCCGAGAAGGACGCAACUGCGGCGGCCUGUCAGCCAGCAUCGGCACAGCCACCCGAUGAAAAGAAGGCGGACGAUAAUUCAGAGCGAAAUAUCGCACAGGCGAAAGGCGACAACGCGGCCUCUGUGUCGCAGUUGGAGGAGCAAGUUAGGGUGAGGAAAUCCUCGGAAGAUGAGAAGUGUCCCUGGAGAAACGACUCACCCCGUGGACUUGACCAUCCGAGCAGGACGAAGGAGCGCGACGCUUACCGAAAGAAGUUGGAAGACACGGAGAAGAAGCUGGCUGUCUUGCAAACGACCUACAACGCGACGACGCGUCAUGCCGGCGACGAGACCGGCCUGCAACGAUCGGUGGACCAACUGCGGGGCCAACUGGCGCAAACCGCGUUGAUGUACGAGGAGAGGAAUCAGAUUGUCGCGAGCCAGGAAAAUCAGAUCAACGCCUUGAACAAUCAGGUGACCUCGCUGAAGGAGGUGGUGUCCAUCACGCGCGACCUCCUGCAGAUUCGCAAUAUGGAGGUGAAGCAGCUUCAGACCGAAGUCGAUAGCAUGGAGCGGAAGAUAGCGGAGGAACGCGACCGGCACAACGCAAUGAUCAGCAAGAUGGACGCGGCGAUGCGACUGAACGCUGAUCUCAAAAAAGAAUACGAAACUCAAUUGUCGUUGUUUCAAAGUCUUCGGGAAAAAUACGGCGAGAAGAUCACCUUGUUGUCCGAGGAGAAACGAGCCCUCGAAGCGGCAGCUUCUACACCCGCCAAAUGAUUAUGCAUUACGAACAUCUUAAUCAUACGUCGCAAAUAUCUUAAUCGCAAGCUGAAUAGGACGUCGUUGACGCGGAUUUCUUUUCUAACGAUUAUUGCGCUAUUGUUUAAUAUUUAUUACACGACGAGAUCUCAAGAAAACAAAGUCGCCACAAGCACGAUGUAGCAAGCUCGACGUAAAACUAAACUCGCUUUCUCUGUGCUACCCAAUGCAGAGAUAACACAAUACAAAAAAUCUAGGAUUACGAAAGUAAUUUUUGUUUAAUAUUGAAUCAGGAAUGUAGCUUUGUCGGAAUCUAAUAACGCUGACAUUUUCGCAUUAAUAGUUGAACAUUGAAAUGUUUGAAAAAAACGCUUAUAAAUUGCAAGAAUGUAUUAUUUUUUCCGCAGUAUUCUUAAAUGUUACGUAACUUAACGGAGACCGCAGUUUGCGUUGAACAAACAGUUUAGUGUAACAGAUUAAAAAAAAAGUAAAGUUUAAUCUAAUAGUACAAUUUAAUAUGAUAAACUGUUUGUUCAACUGUUGUUUCGCUGAACCGUUUAUUUCAUUUAUAAAUAAAAAAAUGUUUCAUUAAUAAAUAAAAAAUAAAUAAAUAAAUAACA